AUGAUGCACGGUGACAGCGACAUUCAAACGAAUGGCGAGAACGACAAUGCUAUAGCCUCCGCUGCUUGCGCAAUUCAUCAUCAUUUUCAAAUUCAAUCUCUUCCUCCAAAUUUGAAUCAAUUUAAUUCGUCUGUGUACUCGCCUCGCGGACCAACCACCGCUCAUUUGUUAAAACAUGGGGAAGAAGAAAGUGAUCAUGAGAAAAUUGAAGCGCCACAUUUGACUGGAUUCUGGCUCAAGUUGUUUCUAAAAUUACUUGAAGCACCGCUGGUUGGCUCUUUGAUUAUAUCUUACUUGAAGAAGGAGAAUAAAAUGGUUGAGAUUUUGAAGAAUACUGUAAUACCAGAGGCUCCCAUGUUUAAACCUGAGUUCCCUCCUCAAGAACCAGAGACUGGCGUUGUUCUUUUGGAAGAAGGUGGAAAACCUAUAGAGAGAGUUGAACUAGCCUUGAAGUGCCUUCCAGAUUAUGACCCCGCUAACAAUUGGAGUUCUGAUACUUGUGCAUCUUUCUGCUAUUGGAAGAUUCGUGAUUAUGCACAUGCUUACAGAUCUAAGCUCACCACCCCAUCUAUAGUUGCAGAGCGCUUCAUCUCAGCAAUUGAUGUUUUCAACAAUAAGAUGCCCCCGGCACCACUGCUGAUUUCUUGUGACCCUGAGCAUAUAAGAAAGCAAGCUGCAGUUUCCACACAAAGGUUUGAAGAAGGAAAACCAUUAUCAAUUUUGGAUGGGAUUUUUGUGGCAAUUAAGGAUGAUAUCGAUUGCUAUCCUCAUCCCUCAAAAGGUGGAACAACCUUCUUUCACGAGAUUCGUCCUGUUGAGGAGGAUGCAGUUUCUGUGUCAAGAUUACGUAGUUGUGGUGUGAUAUUAGUAGGAAAGGCAAAUAUGCAUGAAUUGGGACUAGGCACGACAGGAAAUAAUCCGAAUUAUGGGACAGCAAGAAAUCCACAUGAUCCUAAACGAUAUACAGGUGGAUCUUCAUCAGGCCCCGCUGCAAUUGUAUCUUCUGGACUGUGUUCAGCUGCAUUAGGAACAGAUGGUGGAGGUUCCAUUCGUAUUCCAUCCUCCCUAUGUGGUGUAGUGGGCUUGAAAUCAACAUAUGGACGGACUGAUAUGACAGGAUCUCUAUGUGAUUCAGGGACUGUAGAGAUUAUUGGAGCUAUCACAUCAACUGUUGAAGAUGCAAUCCUGGUGUAUGCAGCAAUUUUGGGAUCCUCUAUUGAUGAUACAAUCGCUUUGAAACCAUCCCUCCCUUGUCUGCCCGAUUUAUCUUCACAUGACAGUUCAAGCACUCUGGAAUCAAUUCGAUUAGGGAAGUACACAGAGUGGUUUAAUGAUGUAUUCUCAACUGAUAUUUCUGAGAAGUGUGAGGAUGUUCUCAAUCAUUUGUCAGAAACAUAUGGGUGCAAAACAGUGGAGAUCGUUAUACCAGAGCUUCGUGAGAUGCGCACAGCUCACCUAGUUUCAAUUGGUUCUGAAUCGCUAUCUGGACUGAAUCCUGAAGUUGAAGAUGGAAAUGCGGAGAAGUUUACAUGUGACACGCGGACAAAUCUAGCACUUUUUCGUUCAUUCACUGCAUCAGACUAUGUUUCUGCUCAAUGCCUUAGGAGAAGGAUAAUGUACUUCCAUAUGGAGAUUUUUAAGAAUGUGGAUGUCAUUGUCACUCCUACCACUGGCAUGACAGCUCCGCUAAUACCUUCAAAUGCCCUUAAAUCAGGGGAGACAGAUUUGCAAGUUACAGGAAAUCUAAUGCGAUUCAUUGUGACUGCAAAUCUUCUUGGACUUCCUGCGAUCUCUGUCCCGGUUGGAUACGAUAAGCAAGGACUACCUAUCGGCUUACAACUCAUAGGCCGUCCAUGGUGUGAAGCUACAAUAUUACAUUUGGCUGCUGCCAUUGAGGAACAAUGCGCAUCACCAAAGAAAAAGCCAUUGCAAUUUUAUGACAUCUUGAAAGGAUGUGUUGGGGCAUCCCAACAUGAUGAAAAUUUGGUGUCAAUAACUCUAUUACAUAAAUCCAGUUUCUUUUUCAAUCAUUCCAAAAGUGUGCUCACAUUAUGUUAA
Molecule: messenger RNA, 2058 nt
Organism: Fraxinus pennsylvanica
Lineage: Eukaryota; Viridiplantae; Streptophyta; Magnoliopsida; Lamiales; Oleaceae
Source: the annotation of a GenBank genome assembly